This is a messenger RNA of Trichoplax adhaerens, 531 nucleotides long. RefSeq lists its product as uncharacterized. The record is from RefSeq and is a predicted model, not a curated record. Gene Ontology annotation, cellular component: cytoplasm; microtubule plus-end; nucleus. Gene Ontology annotation, molecular function: microtubule plus-end binding. The coding region runs from base 1 to 531 and encodes 176 amino acids. The transcript is spliced from 5 exons. Gene Ontology annotation, biological process: cytoplasmic microtubule organization. NCBI's taxonomy places the organism in Eukaryota, Metazoa, Placozoa, Uniplacotomia, Trichoplacea, Trichoplacidae.
AUGGAUAAUGAUCAAUCCUUACUGGGUUCUUACCCAGUUGAGGAUAACAUGAUUAUUCAUGCAAUUGACACCGAUCCUUCUCGAAAAGCUGGAGAAUUUGAAGAUGUUUCCAGGGUUGAGAAAUACGAGAUGGAAGAAGGCACUUACGACAAACUACCAGAUUCCGUUAGAGCAUUUAAAAAAAAAAAUAAGAUUGGAAGAUUUAGUGAGGAUUUUGAAAAAAAACAACAAGAAAAGGAAGAAUUGGAAAGGAAGGAAUCGGAGCGUGUUCAGGUUGGGUCUCGUUGUGAAGUAACACUGGAUAAUAGCAUGAAAAGACGCGGAGUAGUUAAAUUUGUUGGUAAAACACAUUUUAAGCCUGGAUAUUGGGUUGGUGUUCAGUAUGAUGAACCAUACGGUAAAAACGAUGGAAGUAUCGACGGAAAAAAGUAUUUUGAAUGUCCUCCUAAAUAUGGUAGCUUUGUCAAGCCAAGCUUUGUACAAACUGGAGAUUUCCCUGAAGACCUUGAUUUAAGUGACGACGAAAUAUAA